AUGCGUAGAAUAAUUGCAUCUGCAAUAGUACUGGCCACUGCGCCAUUGAGCAAAUGGGGUGGCGUCGCCGGAACUCUUCCGGAGGGCUGGUCAACUGCUGGGCCAUUGACGAGUAGAGAUGGGCCACUGGCGAGCGGAAUGAACCUUCAGGCCGCUCGCGGAGAGCCCGAAGAUGCCUUUCCGUCAGAAGAAAAGGCCAAUACUUCGUCUUCGCCGGAUCCCCCUAAUAAUCUGCACAGCGUGGAUCCGGAGAACAGUAUUGUACUACAGGCAAGGUUGCCCUCGGUGUCCUCAACAGGAGAGGCUCAGCGGGAAGGAGGGCAAGGGAAAGACGGAGAAUUAGAAGAAGCUCCCAGUGUAGUUGAGAAGGAAGAGAAAGUUUGGAGGUAUGGGCCCAAGGUUUUAAGCGUAGCUCUUCUUGUCGUGGUGUUGGCGUCCUUCGUGAGGUUGCUUUCUUCAAGCCUUCUAUGGGAGGAGGGAAUGGGAGAGUCUGCUGCAGUGCCUCCACAGGCUGAUGAGAGUACUGCAGCGCCGGGAGAAUCGAACGUCUUGCCAACGGAUAAACGUGGACCUUUGGAGAGUGGCGCGCAGCACAACGUGGAAAUGCCGAAAAGUGGGGAUGGCCAAAGUGAGGAGAUCGGUGAAGUCUCAGAACUUAGACGCAGUAUUGAGAAUCUAACGGACCAGUUUAGGCGUGCGUCAUUGAGGACAGAGGCGUGGGGAAACAGGUCGGAGAGUGUCCUGCUCUCCAGCAGGGCAGAAGGAGGGGAUGACUCAACUGCACAGUUGGCCGUGCAGGCCCUUGUAGAUAAAGUUUCGUCAAUAUCAUCUGCAUUGGCUCAGAACGUUGGAGCACUCUGUACCGGCCUGGAAUCGCUAGCUGAGAAUGUCAGAAAUGCAAAAACUCAGGAGCAGGCAGAAGAGGUUGCAAGUAAUCUCCGAAAGCUGCUACGAGCCUUGGAAAACGUUGGUAACAGCGCCGCUUCCGAGUUUUUUGUGGUUACACAACUGACUACCAACAUGACCAGUCAGUCAAAGAAGCUUCUUGAACUAUAUCCAGACAUUCUUGUACUUGCGAAUAACUUGGCCGAGUCACUGCCUACCCCUUACGAGAAGAAACACGCCAGCCCAACGCCUGCCCCAGAACCUGCAGAAGCGGAUCCCUUGGAUAGUUUGCGAACGCUGCUCGAUUCAGUGAGUGUCGCGGAGGCACUUCAGCAAGCUAAGUUUCAAAAGGUUCUUCAGCAUCCAUUGGAAGGGCCCCAAUUUGCAUAUUUGAUGCAGUUGUUAUUGAAGUCUCAGGAGCAAGAAGAUUCCAUGCAUGCAGCUGUGAAGUCGCUGGUGCAUGCUCAGCACAGCGUGGAGGAAGGGAAACUACCCGUCGACCGCCUCAACGUGAGUGCAGCCACAGAAAUGCUUAUGGCUAUCAAGGAGAAGCAGAUAACCUUGGGGGAGGCACUGAAGCUUGAACUGGACUUGUGCGUUGAGCGGGCACUGGAGCACCUUGAAGCAGGACGCGUUUUGAUAGGGCGAGGCGAAGAUGGGCGCUGGAAUAGAAAUGCCCAUCCACUCUUGAGUCUGGCCAGAACAAUCAGGAAGAACACUGCCGUUGUGGAAACGAAGUUGACUAGCUGGGAGAAGCACGUACGAAGCAAGUAUCCCUGA
This is a messenger RNA of Eimeria acervulina, 1665 nucleotides long. RefSeq lists its product as hypothetical. Lineage: Eukaryota; Apicomplexa; Conoidasida; Eucoccidiorida; Eimeriidae. The transcript has a single exon. The record is from RefSeq and is a predicted model, not a curated record. Bases 1 to 1665 code for a protein of 554 amino acids.